Molecule: messenger RNA, 1659 nt
Organism: Phlebotomus argentipes
Lineage: Eukaryota; Metazoa; Arthropoda; Insecta; Diptera; Psychodidae
Product: lysosomal acid phosphatase
Exons: 5
Coding region: 187-1344 (385 amino acids)
Biological process (GO): dephosphorylation
Molecular function (GO): phosphatase activity
Source: RefSeq, a predicted model, not a curated record
UAACUCGCGUGACCUUAUUCUGAGCUGCUGAAGAUAUAUUUAUACAGUGAUCAACACUAAAGUGAUUGCUCAGCAAAUAACAUACUAAAUGGCAAUAUUUGUCAAACGGAUUUGCAAGAUUAGUUGUAAUUAGUGGAAAAUUUGAGUGUUUGUUGUUGAAGAAAGAAGAGGAAAAGUCAGUGGAAGAUGGAUCCAAGUAGACGAGGAUUGACGAUCUCAGUGAUCCUGCUGGGCACAGCUCUUUGUGCAGUAAUGCUGGCGUACUUCGUCUUCGGCGAUAGCAAUGAUGCGGAAGGACUGCGGACACUGCGAAUGAUUGCCAUUCUGUUCAGACAUGGUGACAGAUCUCCGACGGAAUUGUAUCCAAAUGAUCCACAUCAGAAUUAUCCAUGGCCAGGAGGUUUAGGUGCUCUAUCGGAGAAAGGAUCUCUGCAAAUGUACAACUUGGGGAAGAAUCUCCAUAUGAGGUACUAUCGUUUGCUGCCUCCGAAUGGUCUGUACUCCAAGGAUGAUCUCUUCAUUGGCAGCAGUGCUGCUGAGAGAUGUAUCAUGAGUGCCCAGAGCUUCAUGGCAGGUUUCAUGCCACCACUUGAGAGUCGCAAUCCGUUGCCAAUUUCAUGGCAACCAGUUGCAAUUCAUGCUCCACCACGAGACCGUGAUUACUUAUAUGCCCAGAAGAAGCCGUGCCCGAAGUAUGAGGAGGUGUUGCGAAAGCUGUACAUUAAUCCACCCGCUGACAUCCAGGAGAUUAAUGAGAAGAAUGCAGAGUUAUAUAAGAGACUGACAAAGGAGACGGGUCAGAAUGUGUCAACUAUAUUGGACGUGGAGUUUCUGUACAACACGCUGGAGAUUGAGAAGAAUGCUGGUCUCACACUUCCCGACUGGGCGGAGGGUGUAUUCCCAGAGAAGAUGCUCCCAAUGGCUGAGCGGAGUCUGGCAUUAUUCACGGAGACGCCGUUCAUGAAGAAAAUCAAGGGUGGCACGAUUGUGACGGAAAUUCUCGAUAACAUGGUGAGAAAACUGAAUGGUCUCCAGCACAGAUCUAUUUUCGUGUAUUCAGCCCACGAUGUCACACUGGUUAAUUUCAUGAGGGCCAUCGGUGUUAUCGGCGAGACCGCAAAGAAGCCAGAGUAUGCUGCAACAAUUGUGGUUGAGCUCCAUCACAGUGUCAUAUAUGAGGAUGAUUUUGAAGUGAAGAUUGUCUACUACUUCAACAGCGAAGAUAAGUUCCCCAAGGAGUUGUCAAUUCCCAACUGCGAGUCUCCGUGCUCCUUGACGGCAUUCAGCAAGUCUGUGGAGUCGCUGAUUGUUCGGAACUACGAUGAAAUUUGCCAGCUUCUUUGAUGCUCUACAGAAGCAAUAAUUUGGAGAGAAUGGAAUGAACUGGGCAGAUGUCAACAUGGAGAGAUGCUACAGCACAUGAGGCAGAAAUUCUGGCAAUUGGGAUUCGGCUAACUCAUGAGGAUUAGCUUGUGUAUCACCUCGCUCCACUAUAACUUAAAUAAGUACCUUGAUAUCGAAAUUGACUGACUAUGCAUCUGAUAUUUGCUGCAAAAAUAGAUUGCUAAUUGAAAUGCGAAUCAUUAUAUUCUUCCAACGAAGCUAUUGAGCCAUAGUGGAUUUUCCUCACUGCAGAAUAAACAUAAUCUACUCUCUAAA